AUGUCUGCUGAGUACAAGGGUCAGGACAUCAACAAGCUUGCUGAGCAGGCUGAGAAGGACCUCAACAGUCACGCCAUGAAGACUGGACACGACAACAACCCCUCUGCUAGACACGGCAAGGGUGCCUCCGUUAGCACCGAGGAGUCCGGUGUCGACCUCAACCGUGCCGAGCGGUUCCCCGGUGCUGAGGUGAUGUAUGGUUCGGCGGCCACUGGCCGUGAGAUCCCCGUCGAGCAUGGUGGUGACUUCCAGAAGGGCACCGGCCGCCCGACCAAGGACUACGACUUCGAGGGUCCGGGUGGUCCCGAGGACAAGAGGCGCAUCUACAGCGAGCAGAAUCCUGGUAACGCCGACGUCUUUGAGAACGUCCGCCAGGCUCCUGGCCACGAGCCUAAGGCAUAA
This is a messenger RNA of Lasiodiplodia theobromae, 402 nucleotides long. RefSeq names its product Chromatin remodeling factor subunit. Lineage: Eukaryota; Fungi; Ascomycota; Dothideomycetes; Botryosphaeriales; Botryosphaeriaceae. The record is from RefSeq and is a predicted model, not a curated record. Bases 1 to 402 code for a protein of 133 amino acids. The transcript has 3 exons.